AUGGCAGCUUGCACUGUCUACUCAACACAAUCUCUAAGAACAAACAUCUCAAUCCCAACAUCAUCAAAAACAAACGUUGGAUUCCAUCAAAAACAAGUUCUUUUCUUCACAACAAACAAGAGCCACAACAACAGAAGAACAAACAGCAACAAAAGAUACUUGAUAACAUGUGGAGCAGGUGACUCACAGACAAUUGUGAUAGGUCUAGCAGCUGAUUCAGGUUGUGGAAAAAGCACUUUCAUGAGAAGACUCACAAGUGUUUUUGGAGGAGCAGCAGAGCCACCAAAAGAUGCUCCUGAGCUUAUUAAACCUCCCAAAAUCUUAGUCAUUGAAGGUCUUCAUCCAAUGUAUGAUUCUAGAGUUAGAGAACUCUUGGACUUCAGUAUUUACUUAGACAUUAGUAAUGAGGUGAAGUUUGCUUGGAAAAUUCAGAGAGACAUGGCAGAACGUGGACACAGUCUUGAAAGUAUCAAGGCUAGCAUUGAAGCUAGAAAGCCUGAUUUUGAAGCUUAUAUUGAUCCACAAAAGCAAUUCGCAGAUGCAGUGAUAGAAGUGUUACCAACCCAACUCAUCCCCGAUGAUAACGAGGGAAAGAUUUUACGAGUAAGGUUGAUACAGAAAGAGGGUGUGAAAUACUUUAGCCCAGUUUACUUGUUCGACGAAGGUUCAACCAUUUCAUGGAUACCAUGUGGAAGAAAACUCACAUGCUCUUACCCCGGAAUCAAAUUUUUCUAUGGACCAGAAACUUACAAAGGAAACGAGGUGUCAGUUGUGGAAAUGGAUGGACAAUUUGACAGACUAGAUGAACUAAUAUAUGUUGAGAGCCAUUUAAGCAACUUAUCAUCCAAAUUCUAUGGAGAAGUUACUCAACAAAUGUUGAAGCAUGCUGAUUUUCCUGGUAGCAACAAUGGAACAGGUCUCUUCCAAACCAUAGUUGGUUUGAAGAUAAGAGAUUUGUUUGAGCAGAUAGUAGCAAGCAGGGCUGAGACUCCCGUAGGAGCUGCUAAAGCUUAG
This is a messenger RNA of Vicia faba (fava bean), 1014 nucleotides long. The record is from the annotation of a GenBank genome assembly. NCBI's taxonomy places the organism in Eukaryota, Viridiplantae, Streptophyta, Magnoliopsida, Fabales, Fabaceae.